This is a messenger RNA of Cercocebus atys (sooty mangabey), 10045 nucleotides long. It is a transcript of the gene LDLRAD4, whose product is annotated as low density lipoprotein receptor class A domain containing 4. Gene Ontology annotation, biological process: negative regulation of transforming growth factor beta receptor signaling pathway. The record is from RefSeq and is a predicted model, not a curated record. Lineage: Eukaryota; Metazoa; Chordata; Mammalia; Primates; Cercopithecidae. Gene Ontology annotation, molecular function: R-SMAD binding. Gene Ontology annotation, cellular component: early endosome membrane; Golgi membrane. Bases 2651 to 3340 code for a protein of 229 amino acids. The transcript is spliced from 4 exons.
CCUGACCUCAGGUGAUCCGCCCACCUCGGCCUCCCAAAGUGCUGGGAUUACAGGCUUGAGCCACCGUGCUGCCCCACAAAGCCCUAAUUUUAAGAAACAGACAGGUGCAGUGGCCUACAGCGCUCCUCGCUGAGGCUCUGGCUUGAGGGCGAGCCUGUGGUGACAGCCUGACGAGGAAGUGCCGGCCCAGGUGGCACAAGGAGGGGCGGCUUGAAGUGGCCGCAGCUUCUAAUUCUUUCUGAAGCUGCCUCUUCCCGAGGGCGCCUCCCUCUUGUUCAGCCCGCGGUGACUCUGAGAAGUCAGGGGAAGUCUGGCACAGGAAGGGGAGUUUCGUUUUUAAUAUGGAAAUCGCUCAGGAAGAAUCACACCAUCCGGAUUUCCCCGGCGGCUGGAUAUUAACAAACGGUCACUUUCCUUUGCUGAAAUUCUCUGGUUUCCUUUUAUCCACGUGAAGCUUCUGGAAACUCUCCUGGGUGGCUCUUCUGUUGCUUUUCUGCCGCUGCCCCCAAAAAUGAGAGCGUGAGAAAGUGACGUCUUCUGGCCACCUGGAGGAGCCCGCGGUGACAUCAGGGCCCGGUCCCUGCGGUCGUGCCCCGGGUGACGCGCCCGGGCUGACAGCAGAGCUGGCUGCUGACGUCACUGUCCUGGCUGCUAAGGCUGGUAGUAACCAACAGAGUUUAGUUCUGCUUUGACAACUCCUCCUACAGCCAACACUAUUGUUACGGCCCACAUGUCAUUCCUAUUUACCCUAAAUAAGGAGAAACAAAGGCUAUUCUGGGCCCCGGGCACUGCUUGUGGCGGGGGUUAUUUGCAGCGUUACCAUGGCAGGCUGCCCUUUCCGCCGCUCCGGCCGGCCACCCCGUGAUUGUCUCUGAAAACUGCGACAGACUCGCAGCCUGCCCUGAAUUUUCUUCACACAGCCUGGGGGCAUCCGAACGCACGGGAGAUGUUUUACACUCAGAUGAAACACACUGUUUAGACCUCGGGGAAAAGAGACUGCGCUCGAACAAAAUGAACCCGGAGAAGGCGGCCUCCUGAGACGCGUGUCUGCUUUCAUGUCUGAAUUGCCUGGGAUUCUGUUCUCUAAUUCCUGAUCCUUAUAAACUAAAACUGCCUAGGAACACUGAGCGUCCUGACUCUGAAGGAGUCUCUGGCGUGUCUGUGUGUGCUGCCGUACAUGGGGAAUAGUGAUGUGAGGCAGAGGGAGAGGGAAGGAAUGGGAGAGUCGAGAGGGAAGAGAGGACCGGAGGGAGAGGAGCACACACUGUUUCCUGCCGUGGUUAGGACCUCACCCCUUGCCAGUACAGAGCUCGGCGGCAAGAGCCGCUGGGAGCUGCUCCCAUCAGUUAGAGGACGUGGAGAGGGAGCACCAGGAGAGGACAGCCCCAGCCUGGCUGGCAGCCUGAGGGGCGCUGUGGGUGCUCCCAGCCGGGCGAGCACGCUCUGGGAGCGGAGCUGCAGGGGAGAAGCACGCGAGCCUAACGUGAGUGUCCUGCCUGUCGCGGCUCCUGCCUUGGUCAGCGCGCUCUCCAGUCCUUCUGCGCCGAAAGCUUCCAGCAGAGAUGGAGGGAAGGAGUAUUGUGUGAGACUUGCCGAGUUCCUCCUUUCUGUCUGGACUGGUUUGACAUUUGCCUGUUGAAAAGAUUAUUGAGCACAGUGAGACAAGAUGAGCCGUCUGGCUGCGUCCUGCUUGCCUGUGUGUGUGACACGUCCAGGUGUCAGGCCAAACCCGAGACGUGCGGACUGCUCACCGAUAGACGCUGCUGUAAACGGCACUGCCCUAGGUGUACAGCCGGUCUCAGGAUCGGAGACCCUGGACUUCCUCUGCUCGGUGACACGCCGGCUUCCUGCCGCAGAGCUGCUGGUUUCUGGUGAUGGCAGUUGAUAAUUGGUAGCCACAGUCUGCGGUCGGAGCCACAGCAUUUGAGUCUAGCACCUGGGGUGGGCCCUGCUGAUACAGUAGAGAGAGAGUGAACGAGGCAGACAGAAGCACCCCCCCCUCCACGCUCACACACUCUCCCACACCCCACGCCAGCUAUAACUGCAGCUCGGAGCUGCCUGGAGAGGAGAUUGCCGGCAGCCGGAGGGAUGCUUUGAACGUGGGGGGCUGCGUCACAGUUGAACUCCCACUUGCAGAGGACCUGAUUAUGUCCAGUGACCACCCGAACAACAGCACACUGAAGGAGGCUCAGUUCAAAGACCUGUUCUUAAAAAAAGGUACAUUUCCCAAGAACUGCUGUGGAUGAUGCAUGCUCUUUCGGGUUUGCUGUGGUUCUUGUUGGAGUUUGGUCUGAGGACAGAGUUGAGAAGAGGAGAAGCUCUUUCUCAAGAAGUUUGUUUCUCCCUAACAGGGGUCUGUCAACUCGGAACAUUUCAGGGUGGGACUCCCUUUAGGAAGAUGCUUUUUCCUCCUCUUUCAAGCCUGGAAUCGUUUGUUCCUGUUGGAGGGGUUAUGCAUGAGCGCACAGGUUGUUGCUUUGGAGUUUUGUUUUUUUCAAAUGUCCGUGUAUGAGGCUGAGACCUCCCCUGGAAGUUCGCUGCUUGUUGAUAGGUCCUUUUUCUUGACCUUCAGGAGCUGAAAACUGCAUUUUAAAGAAAAGCGGAGCUGGAGUUCGCCCAAAUCAUCAUCAUCGUCGUGGUGGUCACGGUGAUGGUGGUGGUCAUCGUCUGCCUGCUGAACCACUACAAAGUCUCCACGCGGUCCUUCAUCAACCGCCCAAGCCAGAGCCGGAGGCGGGAGGACGGGCUGCCGCAGGAAGGGUGCCUGUGGCCUUCAGACAGCUCCGCACCACGGCCGGGCGCCUCGGAGAUCAUGCAUGCCCCGCGGUCCAGGGACAGGUUCACAGCGCCCUCCUUCAUCCAGAGGGAUCGCUUCAGCCGCUUCCAGCCCACCUACCCCUAUGUGCAGCACGAGAUCGAUCUUCCUCCCACCAUCUCCCUGUCCGACGGUGAAGAGCCACCUCCUUACCAGGGGCCCUGCACCCUGCAGCUCCGGGACCCUGAACAGCAGAUGGAACUCAACCGAGAGUCCGUGAGGGCCCCGCCCAACCGAACCAUAUUUGACAGUGAUUUGAUAGACAUUGCGAUGUACAGCGGGGGCCCGUGCCCACCCAGCAGCAACUCGGGCAUCAGUGCAACCACCUGCAGCAGUAACGGGAGGAUGGAGGGGCCGCCCCCGACGUACAGCGAGGUGAUGGGCCACCACCCCGGCGCCUCUUUCCUCCAUCACCAGCGCAGCAACGCACACAGGGGCAGCAGACUGCAGUUUCAGCAGAACAACGCAGAGAGCACAAUAGUACCCAUCAAAGGCAAAGACAGGAAGCCUGGGAACCUGGUCUGAUUCCCUCCAACCUGCACUUCAGCUGGAGGAAGAAACCGAGGAGGGCGGCCGCCGGGCCCCCUGCGCAGUGUUGUUCAGUUUUACAUGGUACAAAUAAGUAAAACCAAAUGAGCAAACACGGUCUUUGUUUCUGAUUCCUUCUAGGGGAAUUGCAUGCAAACUAGACUGAAAUGAUACAAACUUCCGUCUGGUUUGACCGCAAACAGUGUUUAUUUGGGGACAGGGGUUGGGACGGGGGUGUGGGCAGGGGAAAACAGAGAAAGGGAUGCUUUGAAGAGAUCAUGAAAUAAAACCCACAGAGGUAUGUGAUUUAUUUAAUUGUGAAAGGAGACUUUGCAGAUACAUGAGGCCAGAAUGGCCUGUUUUAUAAUUAAGUGAGUAAAGAAGGAAGCAUUAUUAUAUAUUAUUGUGAGGAAGAACCAGCCAGUUUGCUUUUUCUCCUAAGGCGUGGAAGUUUUAUGUUGUUUUAAAAAUAUGAAUCAAAAUUCCUGUUUUGUGUGCCAAGGUAUAAAGUGGAGAAGUCAGAUGCGUGCAAGGAGCGCCUUUGUGUUGUGAUGAUGUGUUUUCAAAGUUGCACUAUCUUAAUGUUGAAAAUAUUUACGAGGGAACUGUUUUGCGUGAAGUUCUGUAUGUUGUCUUUUCACCUGUGGAUUGUAAUCAGGCCCAAGGAAUAUCCUGGAGUGGUCCCCAGAAUCACCCAAGAAAAGACAUUUGGGGAUGUAGCCUAACAUUUUACCAACUUACGUAAAUCAAAAAAGUCAUUAUUGUUGCGGGAGUUUGCAUCAAAUAGCAGUGCGUCGCUGAAGCUUUUGGAGACACUUGGGUGGAAGACAGGGAAGAUUAAGUUCCAGCAUUUCUGACUUGUUAUUUUGAGUUACUCUGCUAAUCUUAGGCUGCAUAUUUUAUGAGAAAAUGAACACAUGCAUUUAUGGAUCCAGUAUCAUGCAGUGCUGCUCGCAUCCUCCAGCAGUGCAAUUUCUCCAGUAAUUUAGAUUUUUUCACUAUAGCAUGAAAUAUAUUCAAAUACAUACCUUAUUUUAUGCAAUAAAUUGUUUAAAAUGCAAGGUGGUUAUUCUGCAUACUGUUGAAAUAUGUGACUCCUCAGUAUAUUCCAUUGCCUCGACAGCUUAGUUGAGUUCUGCAGGGGCUGCUCAGUUCACAGGAGGCUCCCAGCAGCCACCCCACAUCCUGCCUACCGAGAACUUCGUGUGGGAGUGGUGUGGGUGGUGGUUUCUUAUGCUUCGGGAGCCUCUAGAAAUGACGGAAGAAUGCCAAGUUGCUGAUCAUGGUAAUAAGCCAUUGUGUGUCACUAGUAUUAGCACAUUCUUAAAGGAAUGCAGUGCUCAGAACACACCCAAAUUCCUGCAGGAUUCUACCAAACCCUUCCCCAGGCCAAGCUUUGCACUGAAGGCAGGAACUGGACCCUCCGAGAACAGUGGAGGGGGCAAGUGACUGAAGAGCGCCGGGUAAAAAGCACAACAUGCAGUUAAAAUGCAACUAGAAAACUAAUUUUAAAUAUUGUUAGUUUUAAUAUUCCUGAUAUUCACAAAUAUUCAUUCUUAUGUACAAUUAAAAAAAUAACUUUCUUCUACAGAUGUAAGCACUGGCUCUUGUAAGAGCAGCAGCCAACACGUUUAGCAGCCACUGCGCACGGAGAAGGGCUUGUCUGCAGCACAGUCUGCCAUGUGGAGGGUGGGCCUGUGGCCUCUUCACGUAACACGAUGAGCUGGAAUGAUGAUUCCGUGACUCCCAUCUAUGCAGCUUUAAAGCCGAAUCCGCGUGUGUGUGUCUGUGUCUGUGUGGAUCUCGCAGGUGAGCCCCUCGGUGCGGUGGCUGUGCUGUCACUGGAGACUGUUCCAAACCCCAAGGGUUGUCUGACCCCUGUCUGUUCCCUUCUGCUGCUUACCGCUGUAGGUAGGCCACGGUUUUUGUUUGUUUUGAGGAUUAGAAAUUCCAUUACAUUCAUCCUUUUCACACAGUAACAUCCACAGAACUAGUCCAACUCUUAAAAGGAGAGAGGAAAAACAAGGGCACCAGUUGUCAGCUCCUGCCUACAACCCUGUGUGGAAGUAUAUACAGUUGAGAGUCACCGUGGAGGUUCUGAGACUGGACUCAGUCUUGUUCCAGUGACACUUGGAAGGGUCUGCUGGAGAGAAACCAGCUCUCAGGGCAGGGAUUGGCUGGGGGCCAGAGAGGACCUUCCCCAACCCUGGAGACGCCCUGAAGGUUCUCUGGCUCCCCAGAUGAGCCUCUCUUCCUCUGUCAGGCGAAGAUGAGGAGCCCGUGUUCCCAGCGGGCCCUGCUGGCAGGGACUUGCAGUGGAUUCUCGGUCAGGUGUGUCCACAGACGCGGGGGCGAGGUGAGUGAUCCCAUCAUUCCAGUUCUCACUCGCAGGUUUGGGGAAGCAGGGGACGCAGUCCACAGCUCCAGCUCCCAAAUGGCUUCGCAGUCCUUACUUCUCCACCUGCCUCGAAGGGGCUCAGAGACGAGACUUGUGAAUUCCUUGGUAACUGCGAGUAAUGAGUGUUUUGCACAUGUCCACAGUGUGGGUGAGAUAAUUAUGUAAUUCAGAUACCUUCAAUCAUCUUUCAAGAAAGAGGCUCCUCCCAUUCAACCACCCUAGAGAACUGCCUUUGUUAAAUCGUUAUUUAAAGACAUAUAUAUCAAACCAUGACUUUGAAAGGUCUUCGAGGCUGGGGCUCUGUAAUGAAUUAGUUUAAAAGCCGAGAUCAUAACAUGAAUUAAUAGUCAAUUUCCCUUCAGCACAAGGCAAAGGUGAUUUGGAUCAGUAGCUCUUUUGAAGGUUGUGGCUGACCUGUUCAUACCGUGUUGCCUCAUGGCUAGCGUGGUGUUGAAAGAGUGGUGAUUGUGAUGAUACAGCUUACACAGUGGGGCCUAUUGUUCUUUCAAGAACCCUUCUUUUAGCUUGUAGAACCCACGGGUCCAGUUUAAUAACCGCUGAUUUAGGCAAUCAAUGACAGGUUUAUAAUCUCAGAUUAUUCCAGCAAAGUGAGGAUUGCAUUGUUAGGAAGAACAUCUGGUGGGAGUGAACACUGCUGGGCAUACUGCUGACUUUUGUCCCUUGUUCCAGGUGUAGCAGACCCAAGGCAUCUUGAUUCCCAUCUAUAAGAACACAAUCUUCCAGCAUAUAUUUGUUUUUUCACAAGCUCUAGCAUUCUUUUUAAAUACUGAAGCAAUCCUUAAUGGAAAAGAGAUUUCAUGAAACGAAUUAUGUAUUCCAAUAGUUGAUCUCUUUUUGGUGUCCAAAAUUUACUAAUACAGAAGCUUGACAAGCAUGUCCUCACCCUCCCCACCACAUACACACAGGGGGACACACCCAAGCCACAAGAAAUCCCAAGAGAGCAGAGGAGAACUUUCAAAAGAUUUAUCAUGCAGACGCAUUUCCAUUCACUAUGUUGGCUCAAACUUAUGAGGCAGGAAAUAGGGGCCAAAAGUAAAUGGGGGAGGCCUCCUGACACCAGCAGAGGAAUUUUGUACCCAGGCAAGGACUUCCUGAACUUCUACAUAUAUCUCCAUCUGAUCUCUUUCACCUUUAUUUCAUCUUCGUAAGAAUGAGAAAGGCUCAAAAGGAAGCACUUUUAGAAAGCUGCUCUGACCUAGAAGAAUUCAUCCAAAUCCCUGCCUUCCUCUCUGCACCAACAGUUCCCUUCUCUGACAGGGGCCAUCCUCUAUCUUCCAUCCAGUGGCUCUUCUUUUUAGGGAGGCUCUGGUGCACAGCGCUUCAAACACGUCCUCAGGCCAGGUACUGGUCGCUAGCACAGAGACACACAGCACCCAGCCCCAGGCCCUCCCUCAAAGGACCGGCUCGUGGCGUUGGUCACUCGCAGGCUCAGAGACGUUCUGCUGUGGCCGCAGGGAGCCCGGCUGCCCACGCAGCCCUGACUGGAUGCGCCCCCAUCUCGGGGCUUGCUGCACUGCUCGCUUUUUGAAUUCUGCUACUUAGAAUGGCAACAUUAACUUUGUGUACCAUUCAUUUUUUUUUAAUUUCCAAAGCUCAGCCGUGUAUGAGAGAAAAAACUGGGAAAGAUACUUGGUUUCUGUUAACUUUUGCGUUUCUUGCUUAAGUGAUUAAAGCCAGUGCUUGCAGCCAAGGCUUCAUGCCAUGAACAUGCCCCACAGCCUGCCCUCUGCUCUCCUGCUCACACUGACCUACUGAGGUGAAAGGACAGUUGAAAGACAGAUGGGCAAAGGGAAAACCUCCCCUUCUUGGUGCGAGGAAAGUCACAAAUUAAAUGUUGCUUCCAGCCCAGAUCCUAAAUGCCAGUUCUCAGCAGCUGCGUGGCUUACCGUUCACCAGUUCCACCACCGCCAGCUGCCAGCACCUCCAGAGAUCAGAGAUGUGAACAGAGUAUGGAAAGCACUCUUAGCCUUGCAAUGGUCUGUACUUUUUAGGAACCAAGAGUUCAGCAUUCUUUGCUACCCAGCACGCGUGUGCUUCGCAGAGUUCACGUUUAUGUUACUGCCAGGGUUAGACAGUCACUUGCUGCUGCUGCUUCCCGAACUGGGUGCAUUAGGAAGCUGCUGUCUGAGUGUAGGAAUGUCUUGCUGGGAAAGCAACGUCUUCCUUCAUCCUUUUCUUUCUUCCCUCUGCGUGUCCUUGUUUUUGUGUAAUGCGGGAGAGGGUUAGAGCUAUAGAGAUUAUAUAUACACUAUCCGUGCACAUUAUAUAUAUGUAGAUAUAGACCCUAUCAUGUCAGAGAUCUGCAUGUCAGUUUUUCAGCAACGAAGGUGCCUCGUGUUCUGAGUUCAGCAGAUACAGGAACCCAGCCGCCCCCUCCCGCACCUGAUGCUCCCACCUUUGUUGUGCCUCACUUAAAAUGGUGCUUUUUUCAGUUGUCUGUCUUUUCUUAUGUUUUUAUUUGUAAGGUGCUGUAUAUAAGUUGAAUAUAUUAUGCACAUAUCCUACCCAAUGGGUAGAACAAGUUGUUAAUACUGUAAUAUAAUGUAUAGAUGAUACCAAUUUUAACAGAAAUGGCAUAGAAUUUGUGAAUGCCUAUGUGCUUUGUCCUCUUUUGUAAGGAAAUUUGCAAAUGGAUGCAUACAGAUUAAAGUCUAUGUAGUUUAUUUUCCUAUUAAAUAUCAAUAUUAUAACACGAGAAAGAAGUGUGAACAAACAAGCAACAGUUUAUGACCAGCGUAUAUAUAGCAAUGGAAAGUUGCAUCUUUGCUGUGAAAACACUUUAAAGAAAAUACUUUUUAAAAAAUCCCACAGCUUUUUGGUUGCCACUAGACGCUUCUUAUUUGAAUCAUUUUAGUAAUGCUCAGCUGGACCAGUGUUAGUUAUAUUUGAGUCAGAAAAAUGUUGUUUUUCAACUUGCUUUGUAACCUCCUGCAUCUAUCUCCUGCUGUAGCAUCACGAAGGUGUCAGCCUUAGUGAAAAGUGCACAUUUUUGUUGUUAAAUUGCAGAAACUGUGUCAGAGGAGUAAGUCAAUCAGCCUGCAGCAGAGGACUCUGUUCAGCUCCAGAGGCAUCUGUGACCAUCUGUGUCCAAGUCUCUCUGUGCCUUUUUGUUUUACAAACUGCAGCUGUGGAGCCAAUGAAGUAACAGUAGAGAUUGUAGGGAAAUACCUCAGGAAAAACACCCACUUACAAGAAGACCCUGUUCUUAGAAAAAGCGUUCGGUUAUGGGUUAGCACUAGAAGAGACGUGGCUGCCAGCCAGUCAAGUGAGGACCUCUCAUCCAUUCCCACGCAUGUCCCAUCAUAAUCCUGACCCGAAAAGCAAACUCGGUUUUGCCAUCAGUUAGAAAUUACAUUUUGAAUUGUAUAUUGUUACAUCUCUCUUCCAGCUUAGUUUUUAGUGUCUGAUUGUGACCUCUGCAUUUAUCUUCAAAUACCCUAAUUUUAAAAAGAAAGAACGAGAGAAGUGUGUAACACCGUAUUCAUUAAAACCACGGUUGAAUCUUGGGUGUGGGUAUCCUUUUCGAGUGUUGUCCCAUAAGAGCAGUUCGUGGAAUUUUGCCCGUCUGACCCAUAUUAUCAGCUUAUUCUGCCACAAAAGUGGAGUCUAAUAAAUUCCAAAGUUUUUAGUUGCCCCAUGGUGUAUGUUCUUUGAAAAUCACAAUAGACUCAUACCCCUAACAUCCAAGAAACAAACAACCGAUUAUCCUUAAACUGAAAUGGGCUCUACAAGGCAACUCCUAAUGCUGAAUGGAUUAAAAGUCAGCCCUUUCAGGAUCUGUCUGAAAGGGCUGUGAAAAGGUGACACUCGUGUUGUUGUGGACCCCGCGUGUUGGUUCCAUCAUAUACUGUAGGGUGCCCCCCUUGGGAUUCAGCAUUAAGAACUGAGGCUCGUUACUGUCAGAAACAAAGCUCCUACCCCCAGGUUCAACCUUGUGGGAGAACUGUUGAGCAUGAGAAUGUUCUAGACUCAGAGGUACUGAAAUUUGUGACCACAUCAUUGCUUCCUUUCUACAGGACGAAUUGAGGCUUAAACUUGACUGUUAAUGAUACUGGUUCAUUUGAAUGUGCUCGUUGGUAUGUUGCUAUUUUUCAUUUCAUAGCUUUCAAAAAUCAUGCUACUUGUAUACUUGUCUAGUUUAAGGCUAUUUUAAAAUAUGUACAAUACUAUUUACAGCAUUUAGUUCAUUUUUAUUAUAAAGCAAUCUACUAAAAAAGUACACCUGUAUUUGAACUUUUCAAUAGUUGGUUGUGAGCUAUGAUAAGUCAUUAAAGUUUCUUUUA